AGGUGCAGCCACAGCCUUCCCUGCAUCGCCCAGACCCCGAUCUCUUUUAAUCACGACCUUCUCCUCAUUCAAGCCGAUGAACUGCACGAGGGUCUUCCAUAUAUUGACACCAGGCCAUUACCAACUGUAUGUAUUAUGCCUAUCGACAUAGCCAUGAGGAUCUGUCUGGCUCGUUCUCCACCCUUGAGAAACUUUCUCGGUCCUUAUGAUCCUUGCCGGGGCCGAAGCUUUGCUAACAGGUUAAAGCCACUCAGGCCCUGUAUCAGCUCAAAGAAUGAAGCUGGUCCUUGUCAUGAAGAGUGGGCUGAUUCCAAGGACAAAAGGAAGAAAUCGGUUGUGUUUGCAGAUGACAAAGGGCUGUCGCUCACACAAGUUAAUAUUUUCUCAGAAUUUGAAGACCCGCUAGCUGACCUACAGUUUGAUCUGACUGACCUUGAAUACAUGACAUGCGGAUUGAAAAUUAAUGAAAUAAGAAAUCUAAUCCUGGACUUCACUCUGCCUUCUGCUGAUUACUUGACAUUCAGAAAUCACCUUAAGAAGAACUUUGUCAGUCUUGAAAAUUGUGCUCUGCGAGAGAAAUCCAUUGAAGGUACAGUUAAAGUAAAAAAUAUAAGUUACCACAAACUCGUCCAGAUCCGGAUAACUUUUGAUUCGUGGAAGACUUUUAAGGAUGUGGAGUGCUCUUACCUAAACGAUGUGUACGGUUCUGUUGACAAUGAUACCUUUUCUUUUGUUGUUGAUCUGCCAUCCUCAUCUUUAUCUCUUCAGGAGAGAAUUGAGUUCUGUGUCUCUUUCAAAAGUGGACAUCAAACCUACUGGGACAAUAACAAUGGUGAGAAUUACAGGAUCGUUCAUGCGGAAUGGAAACCUGAUGGUAUACAGGCUCCAAUCACCUUCAAGAGUGAAGUGUCAAAGAAUGGUGGGAAGGUAGAGGCAGUUGAAUGUGAUCAGUACGGUAGUCCAAGAGCAUCGAGUUUUCUGUUCCCUGACUGGCAAACCUGGAGUAGGAUUGAGAAGUCUCUGCCUUAUUGGUGAUGUCAAUGUUGCAGCAAUGGAUUGAAGCAAAAUAAGAUGAGUUGCCUCGAUUUCUGCCACAGAUUUCAGAAGUCCUACAUUUCUAAUCUAAUUAUCUUCAAGUCCCUCUGGAACCACAGGUACAUUCAUCAAUUUAGUCCAAGACUUUUCAAAAUGCUAUUGUGGUUGUUUGAAUCCCAGUAGGAUUCUUUGGACUAACCAUCUGAAGGCAGAUACAGAUGAAGGCAGUGGAUGUGCAAGUUUGGAUUGUGGAUGAUCUUGAGCAAUGUGCCAAGACUGAUGGAUUAACAAAGUGAAUGCGUUUUGGAUUUCAGAUGUGUGCAUGACAGUUGUAAUGAGUGAAUGAUUUGACUGAAGUACAAAUAAAUUUGCUAAAUGAAAAUCCUUUAAGAAAAGUUGCACAGAAAAGUACCUGAAGGGGACUGAACACAAGACAACCUGACUUCGGAAUGAGCCAACUAUGAUUGUUGAUUGUGUAUCCACACCAGGGAUUGUGCAUGUAUAUAAAAUCCGCGAAGGAAACUAGUAUCUGGAAAAAUAAAGUGCCUUAGCUUAAAAACUUAGCAAAGUCAAAAGGUAGAAUUAAAAAAAAUUGAAUACAGCGAUGAUCUGCCAAGUAUUUCAGUAGUAAUAAUUCACCACAAAUUUGACGCACCCAGAACUCCAUUACCUUGUUUAAGAUUAUCCAAACCAGACUGAAGUCCACAUUUGCACAGGAUUUUCAUGUCUGGAAUGGAAAUGACACACUCUCCCAGCUUACCUAAUUCUCUGCUUUUACACAUUACUGUCCAGCAUGAUUGUCACUACUGCAUUCUCCACUUGACUGGGGCAGUUCUGUGUUUUUUUCUUAUGUGCAUCAAUAAGUACACAAUGGUCUUGGAAGAUGAGAUCCUUCAUAUUGAAGGUUAUAUGACUAACCUGAAUUGGACAUGCAGAUGGGUGCAUAACUAAAGAUUGCUGGAGUCUUUGUUCUAUGACCACAAACUGUUAAAUUAGAUGUUUGCAUUUUUCCUGGUCAAAUGUUCCAACUCUUAAUAACUGUUGCUUGGUAUUUGCCAGCUUGGGAGCCAUUUUUACAACUGUUAACAAGGCAGCAAAGUUUAAACGUGUUGUAAAGCGUUCACUUGCGUAGCCUUUUGAUCAGUAAUGCAAUUCAAUGUGCACAUUAACAGUAUAUGUUUUCCAUGUGGCAUGGAAUAUGGGGAUAACAAUGCAUUUUUCAAUAUAAGUAGAGGAAAUUCCAAUGUAUGUCCAUGUGGCAAUUAGUGUGCUAUUGAAAUGUGAUCAAGAACUAGUUUCAGUUUGUUGCAGAAUUAGACUAUUGAGGUGCAAUGUGAGGAUGAAUGUGGUUAACAUGGACUCUGCAGCCACUGAAAUAUUUUUCUAUGGGAGAUUUGUUCUUGGUAAAGUAGCAAUAUUCUUUGAAGAAAAAAAUAAACAGUUUUAUAUUUA
This is a messenger RNA of Callorhinchus milii (elephant shark), 2487 nucleotides long. RefSeq names its product protein phosphatase 1, regulatory subunit 3Cb (gene ppp1r3cb). Gene Ontology annotation, biological process: regulation of glycogen biosynthetic process. Gene Ontology annotation, molecular function: protein phosphatase 1 binding; glycogen binding. Bases 136 to 1035 code for a protein of 299 amino acids. Lineage: Eukaryota; Metazoa; Chordata; Chondrichthyes; Chimaeriformes; Callorhinchidae. The record is from RefSeq and is a predicted model, not a curated record. Gene Ontology annotation, cellular component: protein phosphatase type 1 complex. The transcript is spliced from 2 exons.